UGGCCAUAUUAUUCGAUGUAUACAGCAAGUUCGAUCGAGCUUUCGAGAAGAAAUAAAUUUUAAAGCUUCUCAUUAUCCGUAGUGUGAAAGCGAGUUGGUUGAAACGAAUCACACAUAUUGACACAUAUUGAAAUAAUUGAAUUGUUCAGUGAAAUUUUGAACAAUGAUUAUACCUGUACGUUGUUUUACUUGUGGGAAAGUGAUCGGUAACAAAUGGGAAGCUUAUCUUGGUUUAUUACAGGCAGAAUACACAGAAGGAGAUGCGCUUGAUGCAUUGGGAUUAAAACGAUAUUGUUGCCGCAGAAUGCUCCUUGGACAUGUAGACUUAAUUGAAAAACUUCUAAAUUAUGCACCAUUAGAAAAAUAACCUGUUAAAUUUUUAUUUCCAUGCUUCAUUUAGAUUAAUAUCAAUGUACAGUUAAUAUAAAUUGAUAAGGCAAAAUGUAGAUCUAAUAUUUUGUACUAUUAACAUUAACAUAUAAAAAUGUAAUUAUUAUUUACAUAAAAGUAUUACUUCUUAAGGUGUACGAUAAAGUUUGGAACAAUA
Megachile rotundata (alfalfa leafcutting bee) is the source of this 547-nucleotide messenger RNA. It is a transcript of the gene Rpb10, whose product is annotated as DNA-directed RNA polymerases I, II, and III subunit Rpb10. Gene Ontology annotation, molecular function: DNA binding; zinc ion binding. NCBI's taxonomy places the organism in Eukaryota, Metazoa, Arthropoda, Insecta, Hymenoptera, Megachilidae. Gene Ontology annotation, cellular component: RNA polymerase II, core complex; RNA polymerase III complex; RNA polymerase I complex. The record is from RefSeq and is a predicted model, not a curated record. Gene Ontology annotation, biological process: transcription by RNA polymerase II; tRNA transcription by RNA polymerase III; transcription by RNA polymerase I.